AUGGCCGCCGUGGUAGGAUUAAAGAUGUCCGCGUGCAUGUUGGUUUUGGGCGUCUGGGGUUUUAUUAUGUUGGUACUGAUGGGUGUUUUCACGCGCGUCAAUGCCGUAGCGUUUGCGGAAGAUAUUCCAAUAAACAUGACCGAGUGGGAGGCACUAGGUUUCCCAUCUGCCUACAUCGAUGAGAAGUACGCAAUGGUUUCCACCACCUGCUUCAUCGCAGCUGGUCUGUACGUGGCCGUCUUGAUAUUUGGCGCCGUCCAGCUGCAUAUGAAUACCCGCUUUCCUUACACUGCCCAUUAG
Molecule: messenger RNA, 300 nt
Organism: Dibothriocephalus latus
Lineage: Eukaryota; Metazoa; Platyhelminthes; Cestoda; Diphyllobothriidea; Diphyllobothriidae
Source: the annotation of a GenBank genome assembly